AUGCAUGUCCUACGUUUAAGUCGGCUUGCAGGGCCUAUGCAUCUCCGAUGCCUGCAUAUGUCCGCAACUUGGCAGGCAAACGUUCCUAUAAGUAAAUUCGAGAAGGAUGUGUAUUUACCGUACGAGAAGUUAUCACAUAAUGUGAAGAUUGUUAGAGAUCGUCUGAAGCGGCCGCUUACCUUAUCUGAGAAGAUUCUAUAUGGCCACUUGGAUCAGCCAGCGACUGAACAUAUUGAACGUGGGGUUUCCUACCUGCGGCUGCGACCGGAUCGUGUGGCAAUGCAGGACGCAACGGCACAAAUGGCAAUGCUUCAGUUUAUUUCGUCAGGAUUACCAAAAACUGCUGUACCGUCAACUAUUCAUUGCGACCAUUUGAUCCAAGCGCAGAAAGGAGGUGAAGCGGAUCUCGUUAGAGCAAAGGAUCUCAACAAAGAAGUAUACAGCUUCCUCGAAUCGGCAGGGAACAAGUAUGGUGUCGGAUUCUGGAAGCCAGGGUCUGGAAUCAUCCAUCAGAUCAUCUUAGAAAACUAUGCUUUCCCUGGACUCCUGCUCAUCGGAACUGACUCUCAUACUCCUAAUGGA
Ostertagia ostertagi is the source of this 582-nucleotide messenger RNA. Lineage: Eukaryota; Metazoa; Nematoda; Chromadorea; Rhabditida; Trichostrongylidae. The record is from the annotation of a GenBank genome assembly.